Ornithodoros turicata is the source of this 959-nucleotide messenger RNA. RefSeq names its product helix-loop-helix protein delilah-like. Gene Ontology annotation, cellular component: nucleus. The record is from RefSeq and is a predicted model, not a curated record. Gene Ontology annotation, molecular function: protein dimerization activity; E-box binding; DNA-binding transcription factor activity, RNA polymerase II-specific. NCBI's taxonomy places the organism in Eukaryota, Metazoa, Arthropoda, Arachnida, Ixodida, Argasidae. The transcript has 2 exons. Gene Ontology annotation, biological process: positive regulation of transcription by RNA polymerase II; axon development; sensory organ development. The coding region runs from base 16 to 666 and encodes 216 amino acids.
AAACGGUUCCAUGCAAUGGACGCCCGGUGGGUGGCUCUCUGCGAUCUCCCGCCCCGUGACGUCAUCAUGCAGCGCUCUAUAAAAGAGAAGCCAGCACGCCGCCAGACGGCCAAAGUGCUGAAACGUCGCUUCGUGCAGCGGACGGAUACAACGUUGGGCGCGCCCAUUCGUGUCGCCGCUGGGAAACAGCCUGCAGGUGGUGGCAUGGACAGUGUGGCGUCCUUUCUCAACUCCUGUUCGACGAAGCAGGGCGCCGACUACAACCUCCGACCUCGUCGACUGCAUGCUGGCACCAACGCGGGUCGGGUGGAGCGAAGAAAACCGGCAGCCAGGUCGGCGCCACUCUCAAAGUACCGCAGAAAGACAGCCAACGCAAGGGAGCGGUGUAGGAUGCAAGAGAUCAACCGGGCCUUCGAGCAACUGCGCGCCGCUGUGCCCACGCUGCCCGGCGCUGAGCUGGACGAAACGGGGAAAAUGACGAAGAUAACCACCUUGCGGCUAGCAGUCAACUACAUUGCAGCUCUCACUGAAGUCUUACGACAGGGAGAUGACAUCGAAGCGCUGGAAUCAAGCUUUGAUUUCGGCUCCAUGCCCCCAGACUUGGUUGGGAUGAUACUCGAAUCUGACGGUGAAAGUCUCCAAUUGAGUGAUGAACCUCUUCGGUGAAACUGAAUCGUGAAUCGCGAUAACCGGUGACAGUUUUUAUUUUUAUUUUGUGUGAUUGUGUAGAAUGAAUGAGGACGGCCGACAUUGUAGAGAUAUAUCUCAUGUACUGACAACAUUCCCAGCAAGGUGAGCGCCUUGAAAGAAACGAAGAAAAAGCCAACUUUGCUCUAGUCGGCAGCUCAACUUUAUAUUUAUAUACAUAUGUGCCAUGUUGCGUGCCAUCUCAUUGCCAUUUCGCGCUGGUCACGAACUUGGUGAGACACACAGGCAGCAAUAAAAUAUUUCAUACCCGA